Molecule: messenger RNA, 5294 nt
Organism: Scleropages formosus (Asian bonytongue)
Lineage: Eukaryota; Metazoa; Chordata; Actinopteri; Osteoglossiformes; Osteoglossidae
Gene: hipk3a
Product: homeodomain interacting protein kinase 3a
Exons: 16
Coding region: 287-4072 (1261 amino acids)
Biological process (GO): peptidyl-serine phosphorylation; peptidyl-threonine phosphorylation
Cellular component (GO): nucleus; cytoplasm; PML body
Molecular function (GO): ATP binding; protein tyrosine kinase activity; protein serine/threonine kinase activity
Source: RefSeq, a predicted model, not a curated record
GCAGAGAGGGAGAGACAUGUUAGAGACAGUUAAGACUACAGGAACGGCAGGGAGUUAGGGACUAGCUGUCCCUUUUCGGAAUCGCAAAAUGGGCUUCGGCGCCCUCCCGAACGAGAGCAAAGGCGUUUUCCCCGAAAGCAGAGUUCGUUAGCCGUACGAUGACGCCGCCGAUUGGUUUUGUCCCACAGUUAUCGGGAGUUUGAGAUGUGGGAGAUGGUGGUUUCGAAACGAGCGAGGUGCACCCUGUUGUCCAGGACAAGAUGGCAGCGGAGCAGGCGAACUGAGCAUGGUAUGGCUGCGCUAUAACUCCAUAACAUGUUCGGAGAAGUCCUGGAUUUUAUCAGUUCUUACUCUCUGUGAAGGUAUGGCCUCACAAGUCUUGGUCUACCCACCACAUGUUUAUCAAACCCAGACAAGUGCCUUUUGUAGUGUGAAGAAACUGAAAGUAGAGCUCAGCAGCUGUGUUUACCAUGAGAGAGCCUAUCCACGGACCUAUUUGAAUGGUAGAAACUUCAGCAUCGUGCACCCUACCAAUAUCGUUCCUUCCUUUCAGACAAAAGACUCUGUGGGGGUUAGACCCCACGGUGGGCAGAAGUUUUCAUUGCAAGCCUUGAGUGGUGCAAGUGGGGAGCAGGCCCAGGAGGGAGGGGUCCCCUCGCAGGGCAAGGGGAAGCAGCAGGGGGUUGGAGGGCGUUGCAGUGCAGCAGCGUGCACCGGAACCGAAGGCGGAAGAGGUGACGGCAGCCAGGGAAAAAGAGAGGAACAGACGCAGGAGGAGGAAGAAGACAACGAAGAGGAAAACGAAGAAGGUUUGAACUUGACAGAGAGUGCCCAGAGAUGUGGGCUAAAGCGUAAGAGCGAGGACUCAGAGAACCGAAGAAGCGCCAUGCAGAUAGUGGAGGACCUGUCCAUGUUGCCUGCCAUGUUGCAAACAAAUGUGGGGAACCCUGCAGCAGGAGCGGGGCCUAAGCCAGUUGGGGGUGGUGCCGGGGGUGGGGAGGGGGACUAUCAGCUGGUCCAGCACGAGGUGCUGUGCUCCAUGAAGAACACUUACGAGGUGCUGGACUUCCUGGGCCGGGGCACCUUUGGGCAGGUGGUAAAGUGCUGGAAGCGUGGCACAGGUGAGGUUGUGGCAGUCAAGAUCUUGAAGAAUCAUCCAUCGUAUGCGCGGCAGGGCCAGAUAGAGGUAGGUAUACUGGCCCGACUGAGCAACGAGAAUGCGGAUGAGCACAACCUGGUGAGAGCAUACGAGUGCUUCCAGCACCGGAGCCAUACCUGCCUCGUUUUUGAGAUGCUGGAGCAGAACCUUUAUGACUUCCUGAAGCAGAACAAGUUCAGCCCUUUGCCGCUGAAGGUGAUCCGGCCCAUUCUGCAGCAGGUGGCCACGGCACUGAAGAAACUUAAAAGCCUGGGCCUCAUACAUGCUGACCUAAAACCGGAGAACAUCAUGUUGGUGGACCCGGUUCGGCAGCCCUACCGGGUGAAGGUGAUCGACUUUGGUUCUGCCAGCCAUGUCUCCAAGGCUGUGUGUUCCACCUACUUGCAGUCAAGGUACUACAGAGCUCCAGAGAUCAUUUUGGGGCUGCCGUUUUGUGAAGCCAUAGACAUGUGGUCACUGGGCUGUGUGAUCGCGGAGCUUUUCCUUGGAUGGCCGCUGUACCCGGGAGCACUGGAAUAUGAUCAGAUACGUUACAUUUCUCAGACACAAGGGUUACCCGGUGAACAGCUGCUGAAUUUGGGGACGAAAACAACCCGUUUCUUCUGCAAGGAUUCGGAUUCACCCUAUGCUAGUUGGAGACUGAAGACAACAGAAGAACAUGAGGCUGAGACAAGCAUGAAGUCAAAGGAAGCCAGGAAGUACAUCUUCAGCUGUUUGGAUGAUAUAGCGCAUGUGAACUUGGUGAUGAACUUGGAAGGAAGUGACUUGUUGGCAGAGAAGGCUGACCGGAGAGAGUUUGUCAGCUUGCUGAAGAAGAUGCUGUUGAUCGAUGCUGAGAAGAGGAUCACACCAAACGAAGCUCUGAACCACCCGUUUGUCACAAUGCAACACCUUCUGGACUUCCCACAAAGCAACCAUGUCAAAUCUUGUUUCCACAUCAUGGAUGUGUGCCGGUCUCGGUCCAACACGUAUGAUGUAAUAAACCGCAAUAAGACACCAUUUAUGAGGCCUGUCAGCUCGACCAAUGCAGGCAAUCUGACUGUGGCUUUCAACAAGAUGGGCACUGUCCAUACACAAGCUAUAGCACCAUCUGCUCCCUCUGUGAUGCAUCCGGGGAUAUCGUUGCAGACAGGAAGUGCACAAUUUGGCUGUAACGAUUCUUUUCAGCAAGCCUUGAUUCUUUGCCCCCCAGCCAUUCAAGGAGUCCCCCCAAAUCCAAACAAGCCAAAUGGCUACCCAGUGAGAAUGGAAAAUGCCAUGCCACUGGUGACCCAAGCCCCUGCUAUACAGCCUUUACAGAUCCGACCUGGAGUCAUUACGCAGCAGACAUGGUCUAAUCGGGCACAACAGAUUCUGGUCCCAACAUGGCAACAGGUGGCGCCAGUGGCUCCUCCUCCUUCCACAACACUGCCAUCUGACACUGUGGCCGGCCCACAGAGACUGGGAGACUGGGGAAAAGUGCGGCCCCAUGGCAAUCAUUACAAUUCUAUGAUGCCCCAGCCUCUUCUGACUAACCAAAUGACCAUGUCAGCCCACCAGCCAAUAAGCAUAGGCAUCGCACAUGUGGUUUGGCCACAGGCAGCUGCUAGCAAGCGAAACAAGCCCUGUCAAAACAGGACAAAUAAUUUUGUGCACAACACCAAUACCCAAAACUCAGCAUGCCGGUCCCCAAAGAUGCCUGACCCUGUAAAGAAUGUGGAGAAAGAGGAUUGCUCGGAGGCAGGGCGAGAGGCAGAGCCAGAGCCACACGAGGAGGAGCCAAGCUGCUGUGAGGCAGGGCAGGAGACUGAUCAGUUGACUGUCUCCCACAAACAGCGACAGACUAUAGUCAUUGCAGACUCGCCGAGCCCCGCCAUCAGCGUCAUCACCAUAAGUAGUGACACAGAUGAAGAGGCCGAAGACACCCAGAGACACUCGCUGGGGGAGUGUAAAGGCAGCCCUGACUGUGAAGCGUGCCAGAGCACGCUGACCAUGGAACGUGUGUGCUCACUCAGCAGCCCAGAUAGCACCCUGAGCACCAGCUCCUCAGCCUCCGUACAGUCCAGUCCCUCACCUUGCAAGAGGGCCAACAGCAUGUCAGAUGAUGAGCAGGAGAGUGGCUGUGACACAGUGGAUGGUUCGCCAGCCUCAGACUCUUCAGGCCAAAGCGACAGCCCAUUCAUGGAACGCAGAUACUUGAGUGACGGUAACCAGAACCACCAGAGCAACGAGGCUGGUGUGCCCUCUGGGGCGGAAAUCAGCAAGCCCAGCUUGCGCACCAUGGUGGUGCCCCCCAUGAGGGUGCAGAACAACAACUCCAUUACUGAUGAGCAGAUGGCCAACACAGGCUUAGACUCCUCAUGCCAGUCCAAAGGGCGCUGUGCCCCUGGCCGACUGAGCCACCACUCCACCCCUCUCCUCAACCGCCAGCAGAAGGUGACAUCUACAUUUCAGCAGCAGCACCUCGGAUUUGGACAGGUGCAGCAUUACGGCUCCUGCCACCAGGAGUGGAAUGGAAACUACAGCCACCGACGCCAGCAGGCCUACAUCCCACCCACGGUGCACGGGCACACCUUCGCCUUGCCCCAUGGCAGCCCCAACCACACUACAGCACACCCCCACAUGGGGGGGCAUCAGCCCGCCCUUCUCUCCUACCCACCCGCCGGACCUUUGGUCACAGCCGCUCCUGUGGCCCACAUCCUAGCCUCACCCUGCACCACACGGCCCGUCCUGCAGCCAGCUUACAGUAUCUCUCACCCGGGCGGCAUCGUACACCAGGUGACUGUGGGCAUCAACCACCGGCUGCUACCCUCCCCCACCAUCCACCAGAGUCAAUUCAAGCCCCUCUUCCCGCCCCACUCCUACAUCGCCUCACCUGCCUACGCUGGGUUCCCCCUCAGUCCCCCCAAACUCAACCAGUACCCAUACAUCUGAGCUCUGGGCUGGUUCGCAAGCAGGCGGCCCGCCCCUAGCCAGUCUUCAGAUGAAAUGUGUUGGGGCGACAAAAAACAUGGUUUGCAUCUUUAAAGCCAUGGCACAACAGAAAAACAUAUUUUUUGAAUCGUGUAGACUUGGGUGCAAUUGAAACUUUGAGCUUUAAAGAGUUGAAGAAAAAAUGAAUAAAUCAAACUCAAUUUUAAUGUGUUUUGCACAUUUGAUAUACCUUCCCAUUGGAUCUUCUAUGGUUACUCUUCAAAACAGGUGAAUAUCGGGGGUGGAAGUCACCUUUCACUCCCAUUAUUUUUCUAUAUUGCCUUCUAUCUUGUGCAAGACACAUCUCCAUUUGUAAAGCCAUCCCAGUAUCUAGUCCUAGGGCAACAGACGCACACAUGUCUCCAGUGCGGUGUAAUUGUUUGACUAUUCGUACCUUUUCAGUGUCUUCAGUGUUUUCAGUGUCGAGUCACUUAUUGGAAGAGGUUGUUCCUCACGCUGCAUGUCUUUUGCAUGGGCAGAAAAAAUUAAAGGAAAGAUGCCUAGACGUUGCUCUUAUUGUUCGUGUCCUGAGACGCUGCAUUGUAACUCGUUUCCACACAUAGUGCCUUAAAUAUUUGAGGUUGUUAAUGUUACUACUUAUAUAUUAAUGUACUGGACUGCAGCACUUGAAAUUCAAAUCUGUUGACACGGUCUGUCCGUGUAUGUGUGUGUACAUGUCAUUGUGUACACCCCCACACGCAUACAUCUGCAUUGAUGCUAUGUACUGCAUCGAGCAAUGGUUAUGUUUGGGUUCACUGUACAGUAUAUUUGAGAAAUGGAGUUUUUUUUGGUCCCUUUUUGAAAGACGGCAUGCUUUGCUGAAGCAAAUGUUUGCUGUUUGUUUUUGGUUUUUUUCCCCCCGAAUGAACUAGUGUACAAAGAGCAGACAUUAAAUAUUGCUUAAUAUUUGAUAAUCAAUUUCUAUUUAGUAUACUCUUACUAACAGUAUUUAUACUGUUUAAUGAAACUGCAAUACAAUCUAAAUACUUGCUGAUUUUUGUUGUUUUAUUUUGUUUUCCAUUUUUAUUUUUUUGGGUUUCUUUAUUUUUGAGAUAUUUAGACUUGUGGUGGGCAUGGCUUUGGUUAGAUAAAGACAAAAAUGCAAAUAGCUGAAUAGCUUCACGGUUUGGAUUUAUCUUAGCUUGAGCAAACCAUGCAGUAUUUGGUAUUUGAUAUGGUGUGU